AUGCGCCAUCCUGCAUUCUUCCUGCAGAUGAUGCUGACAUGCAGAACCUCCGUCACAUUUAUUCAACAGCGUAUAGACUCAGCUAAUACCUUCGAAAUAUAUGGUCUGAGGGGCGAAUUAAAGGCCUUACUACGUCAAGCGAUGAAGGUGGCAGAUGACUUGUUCAAAGAACUGGUCGUCAGGUUUUCUUUUUUUGUGGAUCUCACAGAUCUUGUUAAAAUGUCAAAUUUCCAGAAGCAAACCACCAACAAAAUCCGAGAACUAGAUGUCCCGGAAAUAUUCGAUACCCCAAUUUCUGCUCAGACCACUUUCUUAUACCAUGCCGCCCGAGCUUAUGUGUUUCCGGCACAACCCGGUUUACAGCCCCUUGGGCAACCUGAGGGGAUAGUGCAUCGCCGUCGUGAGGAGGACACUAGUGGAUCGGCGAGUACAACGUUCAAUUGCCCGACCAGAGUUUCUGACGGAUCCCCAGUUUAG
Messenger RNA from Sparassis crispa, 477 nucleotides. RefSeq lists its product as hypothetical. The transcript is spliced from 3 exons. NCBI's taxonomy places the organism in Eukaryota, Fungi, Basidiomycota, Agaricomycetes, Polyporales, Sparassidaceae. Bases 1 to 477 code for a protein of 158 amino acids. The record is from RefSeq and is a predicted model, not a curated record.